ACAGGUGGUCAGUCAUUCUUCAGCCGAAAGGACUCCAUCCGAACCAUCUACACAUCUCUGCAUAAUGAGCUGAAGAAGGUGGUGGCGACGGGUCGCAAUGCACUAGGAGGAACAGCUCCUCACUUGGAAGAGCUGCUUUCUCACCUGUCUGAACAGCUCUGUUUUUUUGUUCAGGCUCGGAUGGAAAUUGCUGACUUCUAUGAAAAAAUGUACACGCUCAGCACCCAAAAGUUCAUUAACUCUGAGGAACUGGUAAACAUUUUGGAAUCCAUCUUAAAGAAAUACAGCUCAAGAUUUCAUCAUCCAAUCCUCAGUCCUCUUGAAAGCAGUUUCCAGCUGGAAGUAGAUGUGCUUGCACAUCUCUUAAAGGCUCAGGCUCAGAUCUCAGAGUGGAAGUUCCUUCCAUCCCUGGUCAACUUGCACACUGCUCACACAAAACUACAGACUUGGGGCCAAAUUUUUGAGAAGCAACGAGAGACCAAGAAGCAUCUGUUUGGAGGGCAGUCUCAGAAGGCUGUACAACCUCCGCACCUCUUCCUCUGGCUGAUGAAGCUCAAAAACAUUCUCCUUGCCAAGUUUAGCUUUUACUUUCACGAGGCCCUUAGUCGACAAACAACAGCAUCUGAAAUGAAAACUUUGACUGCUAAAACAAAUCCUGAUUACUUUGGGAAAAUUUCCAGCUUCAUCCGGAAGUAUGAUGCCGUCAAUGUUUCCCUAAUUUUUGACAAUCGUGGAUCGGAGAGUUUUCAGGGACACGGUUAUCAUCAUCCUCACUCUUACAGGGAAGCCCCCAAAGGAGUGGAUCAGUACCCUGCAGUGGUGUCUCUGCCCAGCGACAGGCCUGUUAUGCACUGGCCCAAUGUAAUCAUGAUUAUGACUGACAGAACCUCUGACCUCAACAGUCUGGAGAAGGUUGUUCACUUCUAUGAUGACAAAGUCCAAAGCACGUACUUUCUGACUCGCCCUGAACCUCACUUUACCAUUGUAGUUAUUUUUGAGUCCAAGAAGUCAGAAAGGGACUAUCAUUUUAUUUCUUUUCUCAAUGAAAUUUCACAUUCCCUUAAAAACUCCAAAGCUUUUGCAAGCUUGAAGCCUGGAUCCAAAGGGUAAAAUACAAACUACUUACAAGUUGUCAAGGCAGUAUGCCAGCCUUGGGGGAGCUGUAGCUUUCAAGGAUUACAUAAAUUCAUGAUUCUCAGAGUCUAAUUAAAAAGGAACCAUUAUUUUUAAUGUUGUAAGUUCCUUUUUUUUUUAAGCUAACAGACACUUGAAGAAAAGUAUUUUUGGGCAGUACUCAGUGGGACAACUUACUUGUGGGGUGCUAAAUGUAGGAUUUUUUCUUUGUGUGGUUUCAGUAUGAUUUAUUUUUUCAGUCCACAA
Molecule: messenger RNA, 1380 nt
Organism: Pelecanus crispus (Dalmatian pelican)
Lineage: Eukaryota; Metazoa; Chordata; Aves; Pelecaniformes; Pelecanidae
Source: RefSeq, a predicted model, not a curated record